Messenger RNA from Coregonus sp. 'balchen', 6029 nucleotides. The record is from the annotation of a GenBank genome assembly. Lineage: Eukaryota; Metazoa; Chordata; Actinopteri; Salmoniformes; Salmonidae.
AUGUUUACCGGGUCAGUGUGGUAAGUGGCUCCUCAUUACUUCAGACCAGAGGACGGUGGCAUUUCAGACGGGCCCUGGUGUCACCGCUGAGCUUUCUAUCAAAACUGUUUAUAUUUUUUUGUGUGUUGAUUCUCAGUGUCUCUAGUUUCGUGAAGAAGACGACUGAGAAGAUCAACACUCUCCAGAUGAACUCUGACCUUUGGCCACGCCCCCCUGACCCUAAGGAGGGGGGUCACGGACAUGUGGAGGCCCUAGCUACCACCGCACCGUUCCCAGAGGACGUUGACCACGAGUGAGUUGAGAGAUUGGCUUGCUUUCCUGUUCUUGUACUGAUCUAUGCUAUUGAUUCUAUAUACAGUGCAUUCAGAAAGUAUUCAGACCCCUUGACUUUUUCCACAUUUUCUUUUACGUUACAGCCUUAUUCUAAAAUUGAUUAAAAAAAUUAAAAAUCCUGUUUUUGCUUUGUCAUUAUGGGGUAUUGAGUGUAGCUUGAUGAGAAAAAAAACAACAAUUUUAUCAAUUUUAGAAUAAGGCUGUAACGUAACAAAAUGUGGAAAAAGUCAAGGGGUCUGAAUACUUUCCGAAGGCACUGUACUAUUUAUUCUAUGUACCAUUGAUUCUAUAGUCUAUAUUCUAUAGUCCGUCUUGGACAGCUUUAGAUAUUUCUGUGAAAUGGACGCGCUGCCAGACCAAAUGCUAGUCUUCCCCAAUCCUGUUGUGUUUUACCCAGGGAGUGUCUGGACCGAGCCAACGCAGAGACUGGACUACAGGAUCUGGUAACAGCUACAGAGAGAGCACUGUGAGUACAGAGAGAGCACUGUGAGUACAGAGAGGGCACUGUGAGUACAGAGAGAGCACUGUGAGUACAGAGAGAGCACGGUGAGUACAGAGAGAGCACGGUGAGUACAGAGAGAGCACGGUGAGUACAGAGAGAGCACGGUGAGUACAGAGAGAGCACUGUGAGUACAGAGAGAGCACUGUGAGUACAGAGAGGGCACUGUGAGUACAGAGAGAGCACGGUGAGUACAGAGAGAGCACGGUGAGUACAGAGAGAGCACGGUGAGUACAGAGAGAGCACUGUGAGUACAGAGAGAGCACUGUGAGUACAGAGAGAGCACUGUGAGUACAGAGAGAGCACUGUGAGUACAGAGAGAGCACGGUGAGUACAGAGAGAGCACGGUGAGUACAGAGAGCACGGUGAGUACAGAGAGAGCACGGUGAGUACAGAGAGAGCACUGUGAGUACAGAGAGAGCACUGUGAGUACAGAGAGAGCACUGUGAGUACAGAGCAACACUACUAACCUGUUUAUUAUGUAUGUCUACGGAUUGUCAAACAUCAUGACUGUACGGGACAUGGUAAUCCUAGACAUAUAACCCUCUAGGACAUGGUAACCCUAGACAUAUAACCCUCUAGGACAUGGUAACCCUAGACAUAUAACCCUCUAGGACAUGGUAACCCUAGACAUAUAACCCUCUAGGACAUGGUAACCCUAGACAUAUAACCCUCUAGGACAUGGUAACCCUAGACAUAUAACCCUCUAGGACAUGGUAACCCUAGACAUAUAACCCUCUAGGACAUGGUAACCCUAGACAUAUAACCCUCUAGGACAUGGUAACCCUAGACAUAUACCCCUCUAGGACAUGGUAACCCUAGACAUAUACCCCUCUAGGACAUGGUAACCCUAGACAUAUACCCCUCUAGGACUGCUGUUUCUAUUUUCAUGUCUUACAAAUCAAAGAUGUAUAGCUAAUCUUAUAUGUAAUACCCUUUUUAAGUGAACAGGGUUUUUAAUGUUCCAUGUGUGGUACCCAUCUUAGCUCUCAGAUCCAGGAUCCCUUGGUUCUGUUGGACCCAGCCUGUCUAAAAGAAACUCUACAGGAGUGGAUCCCUGUGUUGGAGAGGGUUCUAGGGCCCGAGCUGGUUCUAGGUCUGGAAAAGCAGGGUCCAGCUGGUGAGGGUCACCCCAGUGUGGAGGAGAUGAGAGGGGAGGAGACAGAACAUGCUGCAAACAACCAUCCAGAGGACGUUCAGUCCGAGACCCCUUCGAGCUCUCCUGAGGAACCGACAGAGGACGGCCAGGAGGAGGGGAGGAGAGGAGAGGAUUCCCCACAGCAGAAUGGAGGACAAGUGGACCUGAGCGAAGACCGGGACCACCACAGACCCGACGAGGCCUCCACUGAAGAGAACCUGAGGGUGCGGUCCCCCAAACCCCUCCCCUCAGACCUCCAGGCCCACCUUACCCAGCUGGCCACUCUGUACCUGGAGAUGAGCUAUUUUGGGGACCCUGUCGUCCAGAAAGACAGGGGUGUAGUAGGGGUCAAUGCAUUCUUGAGACGGUUCUUCUUCCUGCUGGACCAGGAGCGGGUGAGGAGGAUGUGUCUACUCCGCUAUGGGGACCAGCCUGAGGUCCACACCUCCUUCAUGGAGGCCAUGCUAGGUGUGUAGGACCGUUUCCAUGGUACUGACACACUCACGCACACUCUCACACACACACACUCACACGCACACACACACACUAUUAAAAGGCAUUUUCUCACCUGACAGAGCUAACCCUAACCCAGUCAAGUAAGGUGGUGGAGGUGAUCCAGAAAGGAGAGCUGCUCAAAUCUCUACGCUGUCUCAGAGAACUACAACCCUGGAGCGCUCCGAUGCUCCUCGCUCACCUGCACAGGUAGAUAAACCCUCCUUCUACAUUCUCCUCUCUCCUCUCCUCCUCUCUCUCCUCUCCUCUCUCCUCUUCCUCUAUCUCCCUCCUCUCUCUCUCUCUCUCUCUCUCUCCCCCUCUCCUCUCUCCUCCCUCCUCUUCUCCACCCCUCUAUCCUCCCUCAUAUCUCCCUCCUAUCUCUAACCCUCUCCUCUCUCCCUCCUCUCUCUCUCUCGCUCUCUCUCUCUCUCCCCCUCUCCUCUCUCCUCUCUCCCCUCUCCCCCCGCCCUCCUCUCUCCUCCCCUUCCUCACACCUCACAGCUCCUAGCUCACCUGCACAGGUACACUCACCUCAAUCACCUAGCUCUAACAGUCAACCACAGCUUCACCUAGCUUUAACAGUCAACCACAUCUUCACCUAGCUUUAACAGUCAACCACAUCUUUCCCUAGCUUUAACAGUCAACCACAGCUUUCCCUAGCUUUAACAGUCAACCACAUCUUCACCUAGCUUUAACAGUCAACCACAUCUUUACCUAGCUUUAACAGUCAACCACAGCUUUCCCUAGCUUUAACAGUCAACCACAUCUUCACCUAGCUCUAACAGUCAACCACAUCUUCACCUAGCUUUAACAGUCAACCACAGCUUUACCUAGCUUUCAACAGUCAACCACAUCUUCACCUAGCUUUAACAGUCAACCACAUCUUCACCUAGCCUUAACAGUCAACCACAGCUUCACCUAGCUUCAUCUAGAAAUCUCUUAAGCUUCCUUAGCAUCAUAAUGUCCUACAGUACGUCUCGCUCGUCUCUAGUUCACAAUAACAUUCUCUAAUCACCUUCCUCUCCUCUUUUUAUAUAGGUUGUAUGAGAAGCAUGGAGAGCUGGCGGUUCGCUCCUUCAACCAGUUCUAUCCCACAAUCCUCCCCUCUGACAUCACAGCCAUGGCCAAACGUAGCCACUUCCUGGCUUACCUGGACAACCUUGUCCAAUCACGGGCCGAGGAACAAAGGUAGGUUUACACUAAACCAUGAAGUACAAUGUUUUCUAGAUCCUUCUCUCCAUUUAAAGAGGUAAUGAAUGUAUCAAUAUGAAUACAUGUAGGUCGUGUUCAUUAGGGUACAAAACAGAAAACAUUUUAUAACUUUUUACAACAGGAAAUGAUUUACUGAACUAGUCAAAUCCAGGUUAUCCCUCUGUGCUUUUGAGUCUCCCGAGUGGCGCAGUGGUCUAAGAGAUCUAGAGAUCCUGGUUCGAAUCCAGGCUCUGUCGUAGCCGGCCGCGACCGGGAGGGGAGGGAAUGGCCGGCAGGGAUGUAGCUCAGUUGGUAGACAAUGGCGUUUGCAACGCCAGGGUUGUGGGUUGCAAAAAAAUCUUCUGGGCCAGUAUGAAAAAUAAAAUAAAAUAAUGUAUGCACUCACUAACUGUAAGUCGCUCUGGAUAAGAGCGUCUGCUAAAUGACUUAAAUGUAAAAUGUAAAUGUGCUUCAGUCCAUUCUCUUAUCCAGAGCUUCACCUUCUCUCCCUUAGACUGUCGUUCCUGGGGUCCCUCCUCCAACCAGAGACACUGCGACAGGAUUGGCUGGAGCUGGCCCUUACCCACGAUGCACCUCAACAGAGUGACACACUGACCACAGAUGGACAACCAAGAUGGCACUCCCAUUUCUUCAGCUGGGGUUAUGGUCGUCUCUUAUCCCUACUGAUCCGCCUUCCAGCUGACCUGGCCUCCAAACAGAAGAUGGCUGAGACAUGCAGGAGCCACGGGUAAAGACCAUAUAUAUAUAUAUAUACUACCAGUCAAAAGUUUGGACUUUCCUACUCAUUCAAGGGUUUUUCCUUUAUUUUUACUAUUUUCUACAUUGUAGAAUAAUAGUGAAGACAUCAAAACUAUGAAAUAACACAAAUGGAAUCAUGUAGUAACCAAAAAAGUGUUAAACAAAUCAAAAUAUAUUUUAUAUUUGAAAUUCUUCAAUUAGCCACCCUUUGCCUUGAUGACAGCUUUGCACACUCUUGGCAUUCUCUCAACCAGCUUCAUCUGGAAUGCUUUUCCAACAGUCUUGAAGGAGUUCCCACAUAUGCUGAGCACUUGUUGGCUGCUUUUCCUUCAAUCUGCGGUCCAACUCAGCCCAAACCAUCUCAAUUGGAUUGAGAAUGCCAAGCGUGUGCAAAGCUGUCAUCAAGGCAAAGGGUGGCUAUUUGAAGAAUCUCAAAUAUAAAAUAUAUUUUGAUUUGUUUAACACUUUUUUUGGUUACUACAUGAUUCCAUAUGUGUUAUUUCAUAGUUUUGAUGUCUUCACUAUUAUUCUACAAUGUAGAAAAUAGUAAAAAUAAAGAAAAACCCUGGAAUUAGUAGGUGUGUCCAAACUUUUGACUCGUACUGUAUAUAUAUAUAUAUAUAUAUCAUGUGUGUAUACUUGAUUUCUGCCAGAGGGGGGCGAUAUCAUGUCACCAUUAAUACAGGCUAAUGUUUGUCAUGUGUACCUGUGUUGUUAGGACUGUUAUAAUGACUGUGUUCUCUGUGCAGCUACUGGACUGGCUAUGUGUACCUGUGCUGUGAGCUCCAGCGUCGGACAGAGGCUUUCUCUACCAUCUGUAGACUGGAUGACAUGAGUCUGCUGGAGGAACCCAAUGGUAAUGACUGUCAUAAUAAUCAUUUGAAUGAAGAAGGGAUUAGCCUCUCAAUGUGCCACUACUACGGUUUAAUAAAUACUGGUCCACAUGAUCACAACCCUGAAUGCUCUUAUUUCUCUCUCUCUCUAACUCUUUCUCUCUCUAACUCUCUCCUUGUGUGAUUCUCAGGCAUGGUGCCUCAGACCAUGGAUGAGUGGAAGAUGCUUCUCCAGCUGUCUCAGCAGUGUAGUAACAGCAGACCGUCUAACCAUAUUCCAGCCCCGGCUCCUACCCCCUCCCCGGCUCCUUCCCCCAACACAACCAACCUGACCCUAACCCCAUCCCCAGCUCCUACCCCAUCCCCGGCUCCUACCCCAUCCCCGGCUCCUACCCCCUCCCAGACUCCUACCCCCUCCCCGGCUCCUACCCCCUCCCCGGCUCCUACCCCCUCCCCGGCUCCUACCCCAUCCCCGACUCCUACCCCCUCCCCGGCUCCUACCCCCUCCCCGACUCCUACCCCCUCCCCGGCUCCUACCCCCUCCCUGGCCCUAGCCUCCAACGGGACCAGCCCCAGCCUAACCAACGGUGGCUCUGCAGCCGACCGUAUCCAGACAGAGGUGACUCCAGAGAACCUGGUCCUGUGUCUGGCCAGGGCUGUGGGCCCCGACCGGGCCCUGGGGGCCCUACAGGAGGUGGGGCUGCAGUCGGACAUGGAGCUGGGGCCACACUCCACCCUGGUCUGUGAGCUGCUCCGUGUGGCUGAGAAGAGACAGAGGUGA